GGCAGAGAUAACACCCGGCCCCCUCCUGCUACCUGUAGGUUCCCAUCGCAGGAUUCACAGCUGAGGAAUAUCCAAACCUCAGAUGACUCGGAUGGCUCCCUUUUACCCAGAGAUCAAAGAAUGCGCAUAAGGCUCAUUGAAUCUAUGGCACAGGAUGUAGAGCGGUUUGACCCAGAUAACUCAGACCACUGCAUCGAUGAUUACCUCGGAGCGAUUAACCUGUGUCUCAGUGAUAUACCUGAUGCAUCCACAAGAGAAAAACUCAGGCUGAUCUGGAAGACAACUUCCAAGAGUGUCCGUAACUUCACGACUACCCUUCAGCCUGAGAUCAGAUGCCAGUACUCUGCGCUCUGCAAUGCUUUGCGCCAGGAAUACUCCACCUACAUUGACCCUGCAUCUGCCCUUCUUAGUGCUUUCAGUGUCCUGCACCAGAAGCACGAGGCCCCCAAAGAUUAUUACUGGCGCCUAAGAUCUGCAUAUUUCCAGGGACGUAAGGCUCCAGGUUUGGAAGAGAACCAAACUUUCAAGUCCAUCUUCAUGCACAAUCUGCAUGGCUGCGUGCGGUCAGAUGUCACCCUGCAUAGUCGUACACAUCAGCUUAGUAUGAAAGAGAUCAAGAAAUUCGCACAGGUGGUUUGGCAGACAUGCUUAUGUCACGUGACACGUGAGGGCAACAAGAGACCACAUCACUGGCAGAAUAGAGAACAGAGCCAGGGGGGUGAACGUGGGACUCAACCACAGAGUAGGUUCCAGCCUGGAGAACUGAGAACUACCAGAUCCGAACGGAACUCUCGGGGGCCUCCCUCGCUUACAGAGAACCCGAUUCUGACUCCACAUAGGAGUGGGGGUAUAGCCUCCAUUCUGGAAACACAACAAUGUCACUCCACCGACAUGAAUGUUUCCUAGUCCCUGUUUUGUGUUUUGACAUUGGUAGGGAGACACAUAAUGUACAUGUACAUUUACACACCUACAUGCCACAAACACCUUCCCACAGGCUUACUCCUGCCCAGGCUAGGAGUUAGCCCACAUAUCUACACCUGAUACUCUUCUCUUUCUCUCCUCCUCUUGUCUGUUUGUUUCAUUUGUUUGUUAAAGAAUGCACCUUGAGUAGCAAAGCUUUGCUAGUGCCUGGUUAUGUUUUAUGCCUAGCUUUAGCCAUAAUUAGACAGUCUGCCCAGACUUUGCCUCAGUGUCUGCCCAGACCGAAUGCCUCUCAAAAUGUAUGGACUGUUGCUCACUAACUAUUUGAACGUUUGUCUCCUAACACAUGGACUGUUGGCCCUAUUUGCCCUAAAGACUGUGACCCGCAAUCCCAUUCUUCAGGACAAAGGGGGGAUGUUGGGCCACGCAGGCUUAGGACAGUCAAACCAUGGACUUGGGCCUUUGAGUUAUUUACUAA
This is a messenger RNA of Labrus mixtus (cuckoo wrasse), 1399 nucleotides long. RefSeq lists its product as uncharacterized. The transcript is spliced from 2 exons. NCBI's taxonomy places the organism in Eukaryota, Metazoa, Chordata, Actinopteri, Labriformes, Labridae. The record is from RefSeq and is a predicted model, not a curated record. The coding region runs from base 121 to 906 and encodes 261 amino acids.